Messenger RNA from Amborella trichopoda, 4470 nucleotides. RefSeq lists its product as uncharacterized. The record is from RefSeq and is a predicted model, not a curated record. Lineage: Eukaryota; Viridiplantae; Streptophyta; Magnoliopsida; Amborellales; Amborellaceae. Gene Ontology annotation, molecular function: DNA binding.
AGCAAGCUUUCUCUCUGUCUCUGGUGUUACAGUAGAGCUGGUAGAACACAAAAGUGGCUGCUUUGACCUAUGAAUUGUCCCAUAUUGAUUAAUCUCUCUCUCUAAGAAUCCAAACAGCCAUGGUUGCAGCUCAACAUCAAAGCUGGUAUGCCAUCUUUCCUCCUCCCUUCUCUUUACUCCAUAUUUAGGGUUCUAAGUUAAUUCAAAUUCUCUUCUUACUUCUUUCCCAUAAUUUUCCCCUUUUUAAAGUCUAGGGUUUUUGUUCUCUUCCUUUCUCUGUAAUUUUCUCCAUGGCCCAUAUUUCAGAGAGCUUAGAUUUGAAUUCUGAGGCACCCCUCAUAGAAGAUGAACAUGAAAAUCCUAGGGUUAAUAAACAUGCAUCUCAAAUUGUGGACAUAGAGAGGGAAACCUCUUCAAUUGAUGAAUCAAGAGGCAAAGGGUUGGGUCUCUCUCUUUCUCUCUCUAUUCCAAACGAGAGUAGCAGAGAUCCAAGUGUUGAAGUAAGGGAGUCUGGUCUUUCGCUCUCUGUCUCUCCGUCAAAUGAGAAUAACAGCACCCCAGACGAAGUUAGAGAGGCUGGUAACGAUGGCUGUCAAAACAAUGGAGAGGAAGAAGAAAAGGAGGUGAUGAGGAAAGAAGAAGAGUCGGUAACUCCCCGUACGAGACCUAGAAAGAAUACCGCAAUAAAAGAUAAGGAGCAUGUCAAUAUGGAAUUACCGCAAGGAGAAAGAGGGUUUUGUGCAGGUGAUCUAGUGUGGGGUAAAGUAAAGAGCCAUCCAUGGUGGCCUGGGCAGAUAUUUGAUCCGUCUUCUUCGUCCGAAAGGGCCAGAAGAUAUGAAAAGAAAGAUCACCAUCUCGUCUGUUAUUUUGGGGACCAAACCUUUGCGUGGUGCAAUGAAUUUCAAUUGAGACCUUUCCGAUCCAAUUUUGAGCAAAUGGAGAACCAAAACAGUAUGGAUGCGUUCCUUGAUGCAAUAGAUGAUGCAUUGGAAGAAGUAUCCAGGCGAGUUCAGUUAGGUCUCACCUGCUCUUGCUUGCCUGAAGAAGCUUGUAACACCCUGAAAUCAAAGAAAGUUUUGAAUGCAGGAUUAAGACAAGAAGUUACUUACCCUGAUGAAAAUGUCAGAUCUUUUCCGAUCUCUAGUUUUGAAACAGAAGGGUUUCUGGACUAUAUCAGAAAGCUGGCUGUGUCGCCCUUUCUGGGUGGUAACAAACUAGAAUUUUUUAACUUUCAGGCUCAAUUUUCGGCUUUUCUCCGUGCAAAGGGUAUCUCAAAGCUAGCUGAAUUUAAAGACAAUGAAAAGAUUUUAGGGCACGAUGAUGAAUCCUGGUUCAUAGAUGAAAUUGAGGGGACCGAUCGAAAUUCAGCUCUUAUAAAAGAGAAAGGCCAGGUUUUGCAAGAGUUAGAAGGGAGUAAAGUCGAGGAAACAGAGCGUUUGAACUCAUCCCAGUUCCAGAGACAUUCUCCAGAGGAUGGUUUGUAUGCUAAUAGAAAGCAGCGGAGCAUGGAUGAACUAUUGGCAGAGAAGAGAGAGAAGAGUGUUAGUUCUCGUGAACUAAAAAGAAAAAGGAGAAAGACGGGCACUAAAUCUCCUAAACUGAUGGCUGGAAAGAGUGAGACGGUUGGUGGCUCUCGCUCUGGGAACUUCACAAUAACUGGGGAGAAGGGAAUUGCAAGGAAAUCUGGUAAUCAGAAGCCAUUGAAGGUUGGGAAACACAUAAGCAGUCGAAGCAUAGCCGAGAUAAUGGCAAGGAAGAGGAAGGCCAUUUCUAAUCAGAAUGGUGUAAAGACUGAAAGAGAUAUCACUUACAAAAGGCGUACUCGAGAGUUAGCUUCAGGACCAACUGCAGAAAAGUCGAAUUCCACCGGAUUUCUCUCACCUGAGCCUAUGCAAAAGACUAAGAAGAGGUCUGCAUCAUUUAGAGAGUCCAGGAGUGAGGCGUCGCAUUCUGUUAAAAAACGAAAGCCUGAAGUCUCUCUGUCUUCAGGCUCAAAGAAAAAUAGGAGGCUCUCAUCAUCAAGUGCAGAAGUGAUUGAGACCUUACAUUCUGCUGAGAAGCAUACAAAGGCCGGAUCCUCUCAUUCUCUGGAAUCGAGACAAGAGAUCGAGAUACUACCUAUGGCUAAGAAGCAAAGGGCCUCUGGGAGCUCUCUCUCCCCUUAUUCAAAGCAAACCAGGAAGUCUGUAUCUCAAAAAGAAAAGCGAACCAGGAAGUCUGUUUCUCAAAAAGAAGCAAAUAUGAAGGCCCCAACAUCGUUCAAGGUUGGGGAUUGCAUAAGUAGAAUCGCGAGCAGACUAACUGGGUCACCUCCAACCGUGAAGGAAGAUGGAGUUUCACCUCUGAUGACCACAGUUAGUGGAAAGAGGGGUAGAGGUAGACCACGAAAGACUAAAAUGGAGGAAGAAAGGAGUGCAAAUGGUCAGAAAGAGAAACUCGCCACAAGUGUGAGAGUUUCACCAGAGAACACCACAGAUGGUGUAAAAAGGAGAGGCAGACCCCGUAGUGUUAAAAACGAAGAACAAAAGGUGAGAGUCUCACCAGAGAACAUCACAGAUGGUGUAAAAAGGAGAGGUAGACCCCGUAGUGUUAAAAACGAAGAACAAAAGUUGAUAGUUUCACCGGAGAACACCACAGAUGGUGUAAAAAGGAUAGGCAGAUUCCGUAGUCGUGCAAAUGAAGAAAAAAAGGUGAGAGUUUCACCAGAGAACACCACAGAUGGUGUAAAAAGGAGAGGUAGACCCCGUAGUGUUGAAAACAAAGAACAAAAGUUGAUGGUCUCACCAGAGAACACCAUAGAUGGUGUUAAAAGGAGAGGUCGACCCCGUAGUGUUGAAAACCAAGAACAAAAGUUGAGAGUUUCACCAGAGAACACCACAGAUGGUGUAAAAAGUAGGGGUAGACCCCGUCGUGUUAAAAAUGAAGAUCAAAAGGUCACGCAAGUUUUGAAAGAUAACCGCACCAAGAACGAAAUAGUUUUGACAAAGGAGACCACAGGAAGUGAGAAAAGAAGAGGCAGAGGUAGACCCCCAAAGGAGAAGAGGGAGGAUGAAGAGGGCACACCAAUAAUGAAAGAUCACCCCACAAGAAAUGAGAUAGUUCUGUACAAGACUACAGGUGGUGAAAAAAGGGGUAGGGGUAGACCACCAAAGGCUAGGAAAGAGGUAGAAAAAGGCACACCAUUAGUGAAAAAAAAUUGCACGACAAAUGAAAUGCUUGAGCAACUCGUUGCAGCUGCAAGAGAUCCUGAUGUACAAGAAGACUCUGCAGUUAUUGGGUUUUUCUCUGCUUUCAGGAGCUCGCUUUGUCCUGAAGCUUUUAAUCCUGAACAGACUGAGGAAAUCCAAGAAAGUGAGAGGGAUAAUUCUAUCGAUAUCAGAAACACCAGCAAACCAGAGAGAGAAAAUGUAGAGGUGGGGCAUAAUAGGGAACCUAAUCCAGGGGUGCAGCCCCAGGAAAAGAAGCUCGAAUCUGUUGUGAUACCAAUAGUGUCAAGCCCUGAUGAUUCAGGUUCAGGAAAUGGGGCAAAAGAGAAUGAAGAGAAAGGGAAAGAUGUAGAUGGAAGUGAAUGUAGUGAGAGAGAGGUGGAAGAGGAGAGCUCUCCUACUGCACUGAUACUGAGCUUCACACAAGGGGACAAUGCUCUUCCUUCUGAGGCAGAGUUGAACCAAAUUUUUGGGAAGUUUGGGCCUCUCAAAGAAUCAGAGACGGAAGUACUUCAGAAGUCUUGUCGUUCUCGAGUGGUUUUCAAGAGGCGAGCAGAUGCUGAAGCUGCAUUCAGUAGCGCGGGUAAGUUCAGUAUCUUUGGGCCUGCUCUUGUGAGUUAUAGGCUCAAGUAUUCAUCGCUCUCUAAGUGAGAAAUCAGCAAGACAAUGAGAAUUUGGCUGCUAUAAAUUUUGAUUGUAAAGUGUUGCAGUAUACUGCACCCAUGAAGAACAUCUUGGUUGGAUCUUUCAGGUGCUAGACCGGUGGGAAGAGGGGAGGAGAGGUAAUUAGGUGUAACAUCACAGUAUUGUACCAUUCUCUGUCUCUCUGUCUCUGUCUCUCUCUCUCUCUCUCUCUCUCUCUCUCUCUCUCUCCCCAUGGGUGAUUUUCUGUUGUCAUAGAAGAUGUUCAAACUUUUGGAAAGAUAAGGAGUGGGAAAACCAGGCCAGUAUAUUGUUUUGUCCUCUGUUGUAAUUGUAACCAUCAUCAGAUCAGGCCAAAUGCAAUAAGGCAUGUAAUCACACUGUUUUUAGCACUCAAAGGCCAUGCUAAAACCUCUUUCCUAGUCGUGUAUCGACUACCAUUACUGCUUUCUGUUUCAUUUGUUGGCAAAGUUGGAUCCAAUUGUGGCCUACAUGGUCCAUACACCGGUUCUUUUUUUCUGUUUUCUUUUCAAUUUCAAAAGGUGGAACUCGUUUCCAUUUCCUAUAUCCUCAUUUGGCAUCUUAAGUUUGUUUAGUAACUUGUUUAGUAGUUAAGUGCUCA